Cavenderia fasciculata is the source of this 1767-nucleotide messenger RNA. RefSeq lists its product as uncharacterized. The coding region runs from base 1 to 1767 and encodes 588 amino acids. Gene Ontology annotation, molecular function: protein binding. The transcript has 5 exons. Lineage: Eukaryota; Evosea; Eumycetozoa; Acytosteliales; Cavenderiaceae. The record is from RefSeq and is a predicted model, not a curated record.
AUGCCUUGGAACUAUAUUAAACAUUAUCUACCUAAAGAUUGUAAUCAAAUACUACUGAAAAGAAGAAAAAGAGUAAUCACUGAAUACUGUCUUCAUCGUAAUGCAACAUUGGAUACACUUGAACGUCUAGUAGAAUGGUGUCAAGUGGUUGGAUUUGAUUGGAAGUAUUUAGAAUGCAAUAGUAUCUAUAUAAAUCAAGAUGUAUUGGAAUAUAUAGUAAAAAGGUGUCCUGUUGACCAAGAUCAUCCAUUUCUCACCGAGGCAAUGGGGCAGGCUUGUAGAUAUGGAUAUUUCUCAACUGUAAAGUUGAUAGACUCUAUCAAAGGUGUACAACUUGAUCUAGAAGCAAUGAAAACAGCCAUGGACAAUGCUUGUAGUAACGGAUUCAUUGACAUUGUAAAGUAUUUACACAAACAUAGAACUGAAGGAUGUACUACAUAUGCAAUGGAUAAUGCAGCAAGAGAUGGACAUUUAAAUAUUGUAAAGUUUCUUCAUUUAAAUAGAACUGAAGGUUGUAGUAAGGAUAAUAUUCUAUAUAAUGCAGCAUCUAAUGGUCAUUUAGAUAUUGUCAAAUUUUUAUAUAAACAUAGAACUGAAGAAUACUCUUGUUAUGCUUUGGAUCAGGCUUCUCGUAGAGGAUUCAUUGAUGUUGUAAAAUACCUUCAUUUCAACAGAACUGAAGGUGCAACCCAUGCUUUGGAUUGGGCUGCUGAGUGUGGCCACACUGAUGUAGUAAAUUUCCUUCAUGAACACCGUACUGAAGGUGCGACUACCAAUGCUAUAGAUCACGCAUCAAGAGAAGGAUUCAUAGAUAUUGUAAAAUACCUUCAUGAGCAUCGUAGUGAAGGAGCAUCAACCGAUGCUAUGGAUUGGGCUGCUGGAAAUGGACACAUUGAAAUUGUAAAGUUUCUUUCAGAGCAUCGUACUGAAGGUGCAACCACCAGAGCUAUGGAUUGGGCUGCUGAGUGUGGCAGAUUGGAGGUUAUAAAGUUCCUUCAUGAGCACCGAACAGAGGGUGCAACUACGGAAGCUAUGGAUAUGGCAGCUGAAAAUGGUCACAUUGAAGUGGUAAAGUUCCUUUUUGAGAAUCGUAGUGAAGGAUGUUCAGAAUCGAUUAUGGACAGUCCUGCUAGGAAUGGAGACAUUGAAAUGUUAACCUAUCUGGUUGAAACUGUCAAGGCAGAAUGUCGAUCAUAUACUUUGGAAGAAUCAUUGUUUUCUGGUAAAUCAUUGGAUACAUUUUAUUAUCUUUAUGACCAUUUCAAAGAGCAGAGUGAUAUUUGGACACCAGAGGUGAUGGAUAGAGCAGCAGAAUUUGGUCACAUUGAAAUUGUAAAUCUACUCUCUGACCAUCGUACUGAAGGUGCAACUACCGAUGCUAUGAACAGUGCAGUUGCAAAUGGUCAUCUUGAAGUUGUUAAAUUUUUACACUUUAAUAGAAGUGAAGGAUGCACUCUGAGAGUUAUUGAUUAUGCUAGUUACCUAGGAUCUCUUGAAAUGAUAUCAUUUCUAGUAUUCAAUGUCCUAAACAAAGAGGAAUACGAAUACGAUCAAGAAGAAUUACUACUAAAAGUAUCAGAUAAAGGACACUAUGAUAUUGUCAAAUGGAUGCUCGAACAACAAUUUAGAGAUACUCUGGGCGAAGAAUCAAUUAAAAGAGUCAUAAAAGAGAUUAAACUCCACAAGAGAUACGGUGAUCAUUUUGAAGUCAGACAACUACUCAAGAAUCAUUUGAAACAGAUUCAAGAUACAAAUAAUCAAGAAUAA